Molecule: messenger RNA, 1899 nt
Organism: Nymphaea colorata (pocket water lily)
Lineage: Eukaryota; Viridiplantae; Streptophyta; Magnoliopsida; Nymphaeales; Nymphaeaceae
Product: ankyrin repeat domain-containing protein, chloroplastic
Exons: 8
Coding region: 119-1456 (445 amino acids)
Biological process (GO): protein targeting to chloroplast
Cellular component (GO): chloroplast outer membrane
Molecular function (GO): chloroplast targeting sequence receptor activity; protein binding
Source: RefSeq, a predicted model, not a curated record
UUUUGCCGCGAGAGAGAUUUGUGAAAAUCCACUCCACCGGACAGCCUCUGGCUCUGGUCUCACACUGUAGUCACUGCAGAGAGCGAGAAAAGAGAGAGAGAGAGAGAGAGAGAGAGAGAUGCACGCGCUGUCGUCCCCCGCCUGGGUACUCAAUUCCCCACCUUCUGUGCUUCCCCGCUCAGUCCAUUCUCGCUUCCCUUGCCUUCUCAAUCACCUGCACGUUUCCACCACUAAGAACCACGUCCUUUUCUACCCCUGCCAAGUUCCCGGGACGCGCUUCGCGCGAUUCUCUCCCGCCGCUACCUCAGAUUCCUUCAUCGAAGACGCGGAAGACGUUGUCGUCGGCGACUGUGUCGUUUUCGAGGAAGGCAUCUUCGACGAUCCUUUUCUUGAGGAAAACCACUAUCAGCGGCCUCGAGCGCUCGAGACAAAGCCCCGAAGGCGGCAGAAGAAAACCACCGUUGUGGAGGAGACAUUAGUUCCCGAGAAAUGGAAGGACAUCCAGGCCGAAAUCAACAUGACCAAGAAGGACAAGCGAAGAAUUGCUCGGGAAUUAGAGUUCGCUAGCCGUUUGGAGAAGAAGAAGAAGAGGGAGUUCGACGUUGAUCAGUACUCGGCUUAUCGAUCGCUCAAGCUAUCUCAGUUGAAGCCACUCGUCCUCGACAACCCAGAUUACCCUGUAAGGGAAAAUGAUUCCGAUGGAGAUGACGAGCAGCAAGCGGCGGAGAUCGAUGGUUAUGCGCAGGUCGAGGAUUUUUCUCCUUCGAGUGGGAGGGUUGUGCCGAGGAACCCUAGAUUGGAUGUUGAUGGUGCCUCGUUUCUUGACAUAAAAAGGUCACUGGAAAAUAGCCCCGAAGAUGGCAGCAAGGAGUCUAAAGGCUCUCGCAAGCUAUUUACGAAGGAGGAGAAGCUUUUGCUAAAUAGACGGAUACCUGAUCUAGCAGAUGCAUCUUCAAGUAAAUGGAUACCAGUACACACUCUUGCUGCAUCUGGACAAUUCUACCUUCUUGAUAUGUUGCUGAAACAUAAUGUUGAUAUCAAUGCCAUUGACAAGGAUGGUCUCACUGCACUACACAAAGCCAUACUUUGCAAGAAGCAGGCUGUUACCAACUACCUGUUGAGAGAAUCUGCAAAUCCUUUUGUUAGAGACAGAGAUGGUGCUACUUUGAUACAUUAUGCGGUACUGGUUGCAUCUGUUCAUGCUAUUAAGAUUCUAAUACUAUACAAUGUGGACAUUAAUCUUUCUGACAAUUAUGGAUGGACUCCGCUGCAUCUUGCUGUACAAACACGACGAACAGAUGUGGUACGACUCCUGUUAAUUAAAGGAGCUGACAAGUCCUUGAAAAACAAGGAUGGAUUGACCCCACUAGAGAUGUGUCUUUAUGGUGGUAGAGACCUACGCACUUAUGAGCUUAUUAAGCUGCUGAAGCUGUUCCCUAAGCCUCGACUCUCUUAAAUCCAAAAUUUGGAAGCUUUGGAGCUUAUGUCUUUGUUGACUUUUUGAGCAGAAUUUGGCGUACACCUUCUUAUGAUCGCGUCGCUGUGUCACUUCGUGCAAGAAUGCUAACAUAUAUGUGAAAAUAAUAUCCACGCAUUGAUUCAAUGUGGGUGCAUUAGGGGAUCUGCAAAGAGCUGCUCAACAAUCAGAAGCGGAGAGGAGAAUCCAAUUUUUUGUCUAUAUUGUAGGUUGAGAAGCCAAGCCUCCUGGUAAACUCAUUGUGAACGGGAUCGUUCUUGAAACAGGUUAAAAUGGAUAUUAUUUGACCCCACAAAAUGGAAUAUACAUCUAUGCUUUUCCUCUCAUAUCCGGUAGAUGAGCGUCAAUCCUUGUGUCUGCAGAGUCGUGAACAGAGAGAACGAAGUGGGCUAAUUAAUCUUUACUUUGAUAUUGAAAGCGCA